Messenger RNA from Nymphaea colorata (pocket water lily), 1782 nucleotides. RefSeq names its product mannan endo-1,4-beta-mannosidase 4-like. The coding region runs from base 346 to 1596 and encodes 416 amino acids. Gene Ontology annotation, molecular function: hydrolase activity, hydrolyzing O-glycosyl compounds. The record is from RefSeq and is a predicted model, not a curated record. The transcript is spliced from 5 exons. Lineage: Eukaryota; Viridiplantae; Streptophyta; Magnoliopsida; Nymphaeales; Nymphaeaceae.
AGGUUCAACCACACAGUGGAAGAGAAGAGUGCCUUCUUUCCAUCUGGUCUUUCCUGAGUCUGUAACUGCAGCCCUUUGCAGUUACUGUUACAAUAACGUGCUCUCGGUUCUUCUUUCAUGAAAUCUAGAUUCUCUCAAAGGCCUGUGAUACCCAUUUUCUUGAACUAAGUCCCAUGAAUUUAUGUAAUUGGAUUUAGAAAAUCCAAGUGUUAUAUUAGCUCUAUACCAUUGUGUACUGAAAAAAGAAAUCUCCUGUUUUCCUUUUCUCUCUUUGGUGAACUUCUUCCCUUGCUUUCUAUCUGCUUAUCUUGGUAUUUCGUUUUGUAUCUAAAGCUUAGAGAAACCAUGGAGGGAAGGCGUUCUGUGCUUCUCUAUUUUAUUGGCUUUCUGGUGUGUUUCUUCAUGGGUUCCCAUGCUUUUGCUCCAAGAGGUUUUGUAGGAACCAGAGGCAACCAUUUUGUCCUCAACGGCAGGCCGUUUUAUGUGAAUGGUUUCAAUGCCUACUGGUUAAUGUACAUGGCUGCUGAUCCUUCAACGAGAGGCAAGGUGAGCUCUGUUCUGCAGCAGGCUUCCAGGUGUGGGAUGACUCUUGCUAGAACCUGGGCUUUUAGCGAUGGUGGAUACAGGCCUUUGCAGUACUCUCCUGGCGUCUACCAUGAAGAUAUGUUCAAGGGCCUGGAUUUUGUAGUCUCAGAGGCGAGAAAAUAUGGCAUCCACCUGAUCUUGAGCUUAGUGAAUAACUACAACGACUUCGGUGGAAGACGACAGUAUGUGGAAUGGGCAAGAGAGAGAGGACAACAGUUAAAUUCUGAUGACGAUUUCUACAGAAACCCAGUUGUUAAAAACUACUACAAGAACCAUAUCAAGGCCAUUCUUAACAGGGUGAACUCCUUCACUGGCGUAAGAUACAAGGACGAUCCCACUAUCUUUGCAUGGGAGCUCAUGAAUGAACCUCGAUGUCAAAGUGACCUCUCUGGCAGAACUCUCCAGGGUUGGAUUACGGAAAUGGCUGGUUACUUGAAGUCCAUCGACAACCAGCAUCUGCUAGAAGUGGGCCUGGAAGGUUUCUAUGGAGAAUCAACGCCUUCAAGGAUACAAUAUAACCCAGGUUCUUAUGUAGUUGGCGCAGAUUUCAUCACCAACAACCAAGCGCCAGGGAUUGAUUUCACCACAAUUCACGCAUAUCCUGAUCAAUGGCUGCCAGGAGGCUCAAGUGAACAAGACCAACUAUCAUUCAUUCAAAGAUGGGUUCAAUCACACAUUGAAGACUCAAACAGUGUUCUCAAAAAGCCGCUUCUCUUCGCGGAGUUCGGCAAGUCCUCGAAAAUGCCGGGAUUCACUAUAAAUAAGAGGAACACCUUGUACCAAACAGUCUACAACAACAUUUAUGCCUCGGCUAGAAGUGGCGGCGCCGGCGCCGGCGCACUGUUCUGGCAAAUGUUGGAUCAGGGGAUGGAUGGAAUGAGAGAUGGGUAUGAGGUGAUAAUCAGUGAGGACCCCUCAAUUGCAAAUAUGAUCACUGAUCAAUCACGUAAACUAUCAGACAUCGGCGUUAUGUAUGAAAAAUUGGCUGCAGAUAGAAAAAUCAAGGGCUAAUUCAAAUGACGUGCUCUACAAUAAGAAGCAAUUGGUAUGAACAUAAAUCAGAUGUUGGUAAUGGUUGUGACGUGUAAGUUUAAAGACGUUUGUUUUUUAUCUACAGAAAUCUAGAGAUGUUACUGUGUAAAGAAGCUGUAAUGGACUUUCAGAUAUCUAUAUAUUACAGGAAGAUUUGCUGUGCAA